This is a messenger RNA of Lindgomyces ingoldianus, 375 nucleotides long. RefSeq lists its product as uncharacterized. The record is from RefSeq and is a predicted model, not a curated record. The transcript has a single exon. NCBI's taxonomy places the organism in Eukaryota, Fungi, Ascomycota, Dothideomycetes, Pleosporales, Lindgomycetaceae. Bases 1 to 375 code for a protein of 124 amino acids.
AUGCCGCCCACCAAAACACCCAACUCCCAGUCCCAAACACCAACCGGCCCAAUCCUUCUACCGCAUCCUCAUCUCAUGCCAUCCUCCUCGUUGAAAGUCGGAAUGACCAAUGUCGUCCUGGGCAACACAAAUCCCCAGUCAUUAGGUUGGAUAUUUCAUCGGCCGUUACGCAGCACCUAUCCAGAAUGGACGGCUGGUCUACAUAUUCCGCACCGUGGAAACGCUGAAUCGCAGGAAAUCGGACAACCGUCGGUAAAUGCAGAACGCCAGGAUGCUACGCUAUUAUGCAUAUGCUUCGUUAGGAAGCUCAAAAGGAAGUUUGAAGAGACCAAAUAUCGAGGGUGGAACCGAUUAUUGGCCUGGAUAUCAUCAUAA